Messenger RNA from Chiloscyllium plagiosum (whitespotted bambooshark), 1035 nucleotides. RefSeq lists its product as uncharacterized. Gene Ontology annotation, biological process: immune response-activating cell surface receptor signaling pathway; natural killer cell activation; positive regulation of natural killer cell mediated cytotoxicity. The record is from RefSeq and is a predicted model, not a curated record. NCBI's taxonomy places the organism in Eukaryota, Metazoa, Chordata, Chondrichthyes, Orectolobiformes, Hemiscylliidae.
AGGUUUAUUUUCAAUACCUCCCUUCUGAUUUUCACUUCUCUCCUUCCACGCCGGCACUCAGAAACAAUCUAGGUUCACCGAAGAUUACAUGCGAGUUCUUAUUACCGUGCAGAGCAAGAAACAAGAUGCAAACCGUUCAAAGAUGGAUGUUCCUGAAUGUCAUGACCGUUUUCCUGCAGACAGACAACGUGCUGAUGAGAGAAGUCAAAGUGGUGCAGUCUCCAAAUGUUCAUGUGACAGAAGGUGAAUCUGUGCAGCUGAACUGCACCUUUGAUGUACUGAACACUGUUGGACGAAUUGUUUGGAGGCGUGCCAUUGAAAACAUGGAAAUUUCGAACAGUAAUCCUUUCUAUAAGAGACGGCUGGAGAAGUCGGGGGCUGAGUUAUUUGUCCAGGGCAAGGCUUUCAUUAAACUCAACAGAGUAUUGAAAUUGGACUCGGAUUUUUACUACUGUGAGGUGGAAUUCCCGGCAAUUGGGAGUCGCAACGGGACCGCAACACAACUUGUUGUAACUGACAAAAAUAGAGCUGAUCGUCCUCCAUUGAACUUCGGUCAAUUAUUUUCACUGAUGCUGGGACUCCUGGGAUUAUUCACCCUUGUGAUCAUUGUCUUACUCUCUCGACUAUACUGUCAGCAUAAAGCUUUAUCAAGGCUAAAAGAGUCACACAUAGUCACACAGAUGAAAGGAAAUGACUGUGUACAUGAGGAAAUUGAAGCUCAGGAAACAUCUACAGGUCCAAGGCACGAGACAGUUCUGCCAUUCAAAAGCCAAAUCUCCUGUGUACCUGUGUACAGCACAGUACAAGCACUGAGUGCUGGUACAGAAAUCACCUCUUCAAAUCAACAUGUCUCUUAUGGCCAAGCCAUCUUUCAUCAGGAUUACAAAAGCUAUUGAAAAAGCUGCACUGAAGUGAAAGGGCUCCACGAGGAAUGACCGAAGUGGUAAAGCACAUGACAUGAAGUCAGUUUGUAUCUAAGAAGUCUUCUCAGGUUCUCUAACACAUCUCAGUCAGAUCAGAAACUGAUAUUAAAGA